AUGUCUAUGGGCCGCUGUUCGUCCGUGUCCUCCAUCUCUCUACUUGAUAUCAAAGCUGAGAGCCGUCUAGUCCUACAAGCUUUCCUCAAUCAGACACUGUCCAUCCCAUUUGUGGAACGGCCAGGCAGAGUAGGAGGUGGCUACAAGGAAUACAACAAAUACAGUGCUAGUGUUAAGCCAAAUCCCAAAGUAAAAGAUGGGUGGGAUUCUCAAGCUGAAGAUCAAAGCUCAGCAGAUGAGAAGAAGCCAGGAUUUAAGGAUUUCCUGAAGCAACUGCCCCGGCGUAGUUAUGCACGCUCUUCUAACAAGGAUGGGAAAGGUUCUUUGGAAAAGGACAACAAGCCUAGAGCGCCAAACAUUAGAGAGCUGUCUGAGGAAGACAUUUUAUCUCCCUCCUCUACAUCCGAAGAAGACGACGGUGACAAGAAACAGAAAGGACUGAACAAAAAGAAGCUUAAAAAAAAGAUUUCCAAGUUUUUCAAGAUAAAGGAGAAGGAAAAAGAGAAAGAAAAUGAUCAAGAGAAGGAGAAGAAACGAGAGGAGAAAGAGGGACCUAGCUCUCAACCUAAGAGACCUUCCACAUUGCUAAUAGACAAAACAGCUGAGCCAAUCUCACCCCUUGUUUCCCCAAAUCACCCUCCUGAAUUCUAUAAUGAAGUUGCGCAGAAGCUGGAAAAAAUCGCACAAAGGUCUACGAGUACAAAGAAGGUGACUCCCCUCACUCCCCCACAAGAUCCCUCAGAGCUGGUGGUUCAGCAGCUGGUUCAAGUUCUCUCUGUCGAGGCAGAGUCUAUUAACAAUAAGAUUCAGAUGGACCCAUUUCUGCGCUCAAGUUUGGCUCGCCUAUCGUACCCAUCCUUCGCGAGGCUUCUCGACACUGUCAGCAGCACUCAGGUAUUGGAUGUCCCACUCCUCCAGCCAACAGCGAGCCCGACUUUGCGCCGCAUGGCCGUCUCUAUGGAAGUGUCAAGGCGUAUAGUGACAGCUACAGGUGUCCAUCGCAUGCAAGGGUAUGCAGAGUGCUACAUGGAGAAUUUUGCCCCAUGGUUAAAGAGUCGAGGAGGAUGGGAGAAUGUGGCCGAGAUGAAGGAUCCUGCUGAAUAUGACUGA
This is a messenger RNA of Nerophis lumbriciformis (worm pipefish), 1110 nucleotides long. The record is from RefSeq and is a predicted model, not a curated record. Lineage: Eukaryota; Metazoa; Chordata; Actinopteri; Syngnathiformes; Syngnathidae.